Messenger RNA from Salarias fasciatus (jewelled blenny), 1817 nucleotides. RefSeq names its product zinc finger and SCAN domain-containing protein 18-like. NCBI's taxonomy places the organism in Eukaryota, Metazoa, Chordata, Actinopteri, Blenniiformes, Blenniidae. The transcript has 3 exons. The record is from RefSeq and is a predicted model, not a curated record. Bases 467 to 1033 code for a protein of 188 amino acids.
AAGCAGCAGCUCUGGAGGCUGUUUGGAGCUGGAAUCCUUCAGCUGCUUCCAGCAGCAACAAUGAGUUCACUCCAGGCUCUGAGAGAGUUUAUCAGCGGCAGACUGACUGCUGCUGCGGGACAAAUCUUCACCGACUUCCAACAAACUCUGCUCCAGUACGAGGAGGGCAGACUGCUGGAGACCGAGUCCCGCACGGCAGACGUCCAUCAGCAGAAUGUCUGUAAGGAGGAGCAGCUCUGUGAGCAGGAGACCAACUCCAGGCUGAUCCAGGAGCAUCAGGACCCUCCAGCCAUCAAAGAGGAGCCAGAGGAACCGGACCUGAUCAGUAUCGUGGAGCAUCAGAGGGAGCAGAGCCUCCGUGGAUCCAUCCGGACCAGGAGGAAGCAGACAGUGAGAGGUUCUGUCCCAGCCAGUCAGACAGUCCAUCAGCCAGAGACUCACUGCUGCGGCUGAAGACAUCGCCGCCAUGUUGGAACAAACCUUCUGUCAGUUCCAGAAGAAGAUCCCUCCUCAGAGCGGCCCGCUGGACGCCACUUUUAACCAUCAAACCAGGGUUUCCACCAGAGGCAGUCAGCUGAUCAGCUGCAGUGUGGACAUGAAGCGAGCAGAGCCUGGAGACAUCAAGGAAGAACCAGAAGAUUCAGAACCUCAGCGCUUUAAAGAAGAACCAGGAGACUCGGAACCUAAAACAGUUAAAGAAGAACCAGGAGAGUCGGAACCUCACCGAGUCCAUGAGGCGCUCCAGGAGUUCUCCAGGAGUCCACAGGCAGAGAACGUCGUCCUGAAUGAGGAGAGCGAUUCCUUCAUGGAGACUUCUACCGAGGAGGGAAGCGACCGCAGCGAGCCGGAGUCCGACGGCGAGCAGCUCGUGUCUCACGGCACAAAUCCAGAGCACAGAAGUCCCGAACUGCGUCACCAAGGUGAGAAGCCGCAGAAAACUCACAAAAAAGAGCGGCGACACUCGUGCGACGCAUGCGGGAAACACUUUACAGUCAGGAGCCAUUUGUCGGCCCAUGCGAACUCACACGGGUGAGAAGCCGUACUCCUGCCAGACAUGUGGCAAAGGGUUCACACACCUGGGCGGCUGGAUGUACCACUGGAGACUCACACGGGGAAGUACCGCUACUCCUGUCAGAUGUGCGACAAGGGUUUCAGAGACAAGUGCAACCUGCUGCGCCACACCAGGACUCACACGGGCGAGAAGCCGUACUCCUGUGAAAUCUGCGGCAAAGGGUUCCGGGGAAAGAGCGGCUGGCUGUACCACAUGGAAACGCACACGGGGAAGUACCGCUACUCCUGCCAAAUCUGCGGCAAAGGGGUCCGGGACAAGUCCAAUUUAGGACGCCACAUGACGACCCACACCAGCGACCGGCGCACCGCUGCCAGACCUGCGGGAAGUGCUUCCGGCAGAGGAGCACCCUGCUGGGCCACAUGAGGACUCACUCCAGCGAGAAGUCCUGGCCGUGCGACACCUGCAGCAAGUGUUUCAGGGAAAAGAGCAACUUAUUGGCCCACAUGAGAACCCACACGGGCGAGAAGCCGUCUUCCUGCGAAACCUGCGGGAAGUGUUUCCGGGGCAAGAGCACCCUGCUGGCUCACAUGAGGACCCACACGGGCGAGAAGCCGUUCGGCUGCCAGACGUGCGGGAAGCGCUUCAGCGACAGGAGCAACUUUUUCCGCCACAUGAGAACUCACACGGGCGAGAAGCCGUACGCGUGUGAAACAUGCGGGAACAGCUUCAGUCAGCAGAAUCAUUUGUUCGCCCACAUGGAAACUCACACAGGUGAGAAGCCCUGAGAGGUCCAGGUGGGAAAAUU